CUUUUGACUCUUGCCUAUAGCACGCUAUGACUUGACCAUGAGAGGAUAUAAAGACCGGGGUCCUUUCAUGGAUGGAGUCUUUGAAAAUUUCCUCUCCAUCCUGCCUUCUGUCUUGGUCCCUCCCCCGUGUCGGUUGUUCUGUUCCAAGAUCUUCCUUCACAUCUUACUACCCUCUCCCUCAUGGCACAACACCCAGAUUCAAAGGACAUCUCUGAUGUCGAUGUUGAAGCAGAGGGUGACUUGAUCAAGGAUGGUGGCGAUGAACUUGGGCGACAGAGCCGUAUCGUCUUCGAGGACUCACUUGAUGAUGAUCAACGCCCAACUGAUCGAGAGCGCAAAUCGAAACACGCCCGGUCUAGGAGUCGGGGGACCAUCAGAAGUACAAGGAGUGUCUCACAGGCUCCUCCACAUGCAGAUAUUCCGAUCGGAUUUCGAACCCUCUCCUUCCAGAUCGCCGAAUCCCAGAACGCCCCUGAGGAAGUCAUCAAGGAGAGAAGGCAGAAGGAGAACCAGUCUAACCAGGACUAUUUUGAAAGCCUGGACUUUCACAUUGUCAGUCCUGAUGUGCUAUGCCAGAGAUUCAAUGUGGACAUCAAAUCCGGCCUAAGUCAGUCGGCUGCUGCCACACGUCUCCAGAGGGAUGGCCCAAACGUCAUCAAAAAUCGCGGCGAGAACUACCUGAAAAAGAUCCUUCUGUAUGUCUUUGGUGGCUUCUGCUCUAUUCUGUGGGUUGGAGUCAUCGUCUUCUUCAUCUGCUGGCAACCCCUGAGCAAUCCACCAUCCCCUACAAACCUGGCCAUGGCUAUUCUGAUCAUCAUUGUCAUUGUCCUGCAAGCUUCCUUCUCUGCCUUUCAAGACUGGUCCACCAAGAGGGUGAUGAACUCCAUCCUUGACUUGCUCCCAUCAGAAGCUCUCGUCCUCCGCGAUGGAAACCAGGUCCGCAUCUCCUCCAGGGACCUUGUUGCGGGCGACAUCGUAUCCAUCGCUGUUGGCAACAAGGUUCCUGCCGACAUCCGCAUCCUCCAAAGCUCUGGUGACGUCCGCUUUGACCGUUCCAUCCUCACUGGCGAGUCUGAUGAAAUUGAAGGCGCUGUGGACUGCACCGAAGACAAUUUCCUCGAAACCCACAACAUCGCCCUGAUGGGCACCAGCGUCACCAAUGGCAACGCUGUGGGCAUCGUGGUCCUCACUGGCUCCCGGUCGGUCAUGGGUCGAAUCGCCAAGAUGAUGAACGGUGCCAAAGGCCUGACACUAAUCCAGAAGGAAAUCAACCGGUUCGUUUUCAUUGUUAUUGCCCUCACCGUCAUCCUGGCCGGAGCGAUUCUCUUCACCUGGAUCGGGUGGAUCCGCGUAGAUCAUUAUUCCUUCAUGAAUGUGGUGGCCAUGCUGAACGACGUAAUGGGCUGCAUUGUCGCGUUUAUUCCUGAGGGUAUGCCAAUGGGAGUUGCCCUAACUCUCAUGAUGAUCGCCAACUGCAUGAAAAAGAGCAACAUCUUACCCAAGGGUCUCUCAACCGUCGAAUCGCUGGGUUGCGUGAACGUCAUCUGCUCCGAUAAAACGGGCACCUUGACCCAGAACAAAAUGUUCGUCAGGUCUAUCUGCCUUGCCGACAGAAGCUAUAGCGUGGAUGAUCUCAUCGACGGUGCGACACUCAAGUCGAUCUCUAUUCCGGAAGCCCUGCAUCGGUUGGUACAGGGAUCGUUUCUCUGUAAUGACGCUUUCUUCGAUCCCACAACGAUGAAUCUGCCUGUUGAUAAACGUACUCUCGGUGGUAAUGCUACUGACUGUGCUAUCCUGCGCUUUGCAGAAACCAUCAAACCUAACACCCGAACCGAAUUGUCACAAUCUUAUCAGAGGAUCCAUCAGGUACCGUUCAACUCGGACAACAAGUGGAUGCUCACCAUGCAUAAAGAUCCUGCAGAUGAAAAUGGAUACCUUGUGUACGUCAAGGGGGCUCCUGAUAUUCUCCUCCCCAAGUGUGUCUCGUAUCUAUCGGCCAACGGCGAGAUUCGGCCCCUAGAUCAACCAGCACGGAAGAUGAUCACCGAUUAUCAAACCCAGCUGUCACAACAGGCUGAACGUGUGAUUAUGCUAUGCCAGCGGCAUUACGUCCCUCGUGCAGCCGUUGGAUCGAAUGACUUCACCGAUGAAAUCCUCGCCGAGUGCGUACGUGACUUGACUGUGGUUGGAAUCUUUGGCAUCAUCGACCCACCGCGGCCAGAAACAGCGCAAACAGUCGCCGAGUGCCGACGAGCAGGGAUUCGGUUCUUUAUGGUAACAGGUGAUUUCGGAUUGACAGCUGCAGCGAUCGCGAGGAAUGUCGGCAUCUUCACAGGAUCCGCAGAUCCAGACACCGUGCAGGACCUGAGCGUUUUCGACACUUCUCCUUCUGAUGAGAGCGAGAAGGAGGAGAAUAAUCUCCGCUCACGACACAGCCUGCUCAUCGAAGGCCCCCAGAUGUCCUCUCUCACGGAUGAGCAAUGGGAACUCAUCUCCGGAUACGAGGAGAUCGUCUUCGCUCGAACAACCCCCGAACAAAAGCUACGCAUCGUGAACGAGUUCAAGGACCGCCACAACAUCGUCGCCGUGACAGGCGACGGGGUCAACGAUGCCCCAGCCCUACGUGCAGCACACGUCGGUGUCGCCGUGAAAUCCGGCAGCGACACCGCGAUCGAAGCGGCCGAUCUCGUCCUCCUGGAGUCCUUUGACAUGAUCAUCGAUGCAAUCCGCCUGGGCCGCCUUGUCUUCCAGAACCUGCAGAAACUUAUCGCCUACCUCCUCCCAGCAGGCAGCUGGUCUGAAGCCUGGCCGGUGAUCCUGAACGUAUUCUUCGGCUUCCCACUCCCGCUCAGCUCAUUCCUCAUGAUCAUCAUCUGCGUCUUCACAGACCUCCUCUGCUCCCUUUCCCUCAUCAUGGAGAAGGAAGAAUUCGACCUCCUCAGCCUCCCACCACGAGACCACCGCAGGGACCACUUGAUCAACAUGAAAAUCUACGGACAAUCAUACCUCUUUAUCGGUGUCAUGGAGGCCUUUUGUGCUCACUGCAUGUUCUUUCUAUUCAUGUACCGCGAGGCCGGAAUCCCCUUCCACGCUCUGGCUCUCUGCUUUGAAAAAUACUCCGACGGUUUCUACGGGUACACGCAGCAGCAGCUCACAGACUUCAACAACAGGGGCCAGUGCGUGUACUUUGUCACGCUCGUCAUCAUUCAAUGGGGCAAUCUGCUUUCCGUCCGGAACAAACGCAUGUCCCUGUUCCAGGCCGAUCCGUUCCGCAAGCAGAGACGCAACCCCUGGUUACCCCUGUCCAUGGUGGUGUCGUUGGCUAUCGCUAUCUUCGUCACGGAGGAACCGGGCUUGCAGCGUUUAUUCAACACCAUGUCCGUGCCAUUGAUGUACUGGUUUAUUCCCGUGGGAUUGGCUGCGGGAGUCCUGAUGAUGGAUGAGUUCAGGAAGUUGUUGGUUCGGUCGUAUCCUAGGAGCAUUAUUGCGAGGAUUUCAUGGUAAUAAGGAAUGCAAUGCUUGGCCAAGGCUGAUGAAGGCAAUAGUAGCUAACCGACCCCUACGGUAACCUUCGGGGUCGCGCGUAUUGCGCGACCCUGACAACCACCCGAGCACCCCAGCCACCCGAGCACCAAUUUUAGACCCCCCCCUUCUAGCUUCAAUAUCUCAACGAAUUCUAUAGUAUUUAACUUCAAAAUAUAUUUAAACUAAAGCUCUACUCUUCAGCUUGGGCCCUAGCAUGUCGUUGCCUUCGUAUAAUAAUUCCUCGUCGAAUGCACACAUCCAGCAGCUCUGGUAGGCAACGCUUAUACUUAGUCCUCCACCUCUUUAUUUCAGCCUGCUCAUUAAUAUUCGCAGUAUUUCGAUUUAUAGCUUCAAGCUCUGAGCUUGAUACUAUGCCUCCCUUGCGAAUCCUGCGCCUAGAGGCCUGUGAUCGAGCUGCGCGGUCCCUAGCAGCUUUAAUAUACCGGUCAAGCUCAGCUUCGAUAGCAGCUGAAUAUGAUGCUAGCAUACUACCACCACGAAUAAGCAGCUCUAGGCCCUCAUUAAAUUGAUCCUUGUUGAUAUCAUGAAUCUCCCAUAUCCUAUCACCAAUCUCCCUAAAUCGUUCAGCUUUUUUU
Molecule: messenger RNA, 4121 nt
Organism: Monascus purpureus
Lineage: Eukaryota; Fungi; Ascomycota; Eurotiomycetes; Eurotiales; Aspergillaceae
Source: the annotation of a GenBank genome assembly